GGGGCGCCCUGUCUGCCGCCUUUCCUUGGCGAGAGCGGCCCUUGGGCGCGCUAGCGUUUCCGGGGCAGUGUCAUCAUCGUCACGCUCAGCGUCAGCGUCGUGAUCACCGUCAUCAUGACAACGCUCCGCGCCUUCACCUGCGACGACCUCUUCCGAUUCAACAACAUCAAUCUGGACCCGCUGACCGAGACCUAUGGGAUUCCCUUCUACUUGCAGUACCUCGCCCACUGGCCCGAGUAUUUCAUCGUCGCCGAGGCGCCCGGCGGGGAGCUGAUGGGUUACAUCAUGGGCAAAGCCGAAGGCUCUGUGGCCAGGGAAGAAUGGCAUGGACACGUUACUGCUCUCUCUGUUGCACCAGAAUUUCGACGGCUGGGUUUGGCUGCUAAAUUGAUGGAGCUUCUGGAAGAAAUUUCAGAAAAAAAGGGUGGAUUUUUUGUCGAUCUCUUUGUGAGAGUAUCAAAUCAGGUUGCUGUAAAUAUGUAUAAGCAACUAGGCUACAGUGUGUACCGAACAGUUUUAGAGUACUACUCAGCUAGCAGUGGGGAGCCAGAUGAAGAUGCUUAUGAUAUGAGAAAAGCUCUUUCCAGAGAUACAGAGAAGAAAUCAGUUAUACCUCUGCCUCAUCCUGUAAGACCAGAAGACAUUGAGUAACUUUAAGCUGCAGUUCUCAUGCAAUGUACCAAGGGUCAGGUUCCAUCUCCUAUAACCCGCAACAACUUAUGCAUAAGAAGUUUUAGGCCAAAUGUUUUUCCCAUAAAAUACAUAAAAGCAACAUUGAGAAGCUGACUAACAUUGCUUCUAUUGGUAAUGCCUGUAUACUGCCACACUUACUCUAUUUUUCCUUUCAUGUGUUGGAGAUUUGGAGACUAUUAAAAUGGAAUUACUUCCUGUA
Messenger RNA from Zonotrichia albicollis (white-throated sparrow), 892 nucleotides. RefSeq names its product N-alpha-acetyltransferase 20, NatB catalytic subunit (gene NAA20). The record is from RefSeq and is a predicted model, not a curated record. Gene Ontology annotation, biological process: N-terminal peptidyl-methionine acetylation. Gene Ontology annotation, cellular component: NatB complex. Gene Ontology annotation, molecular function: protein-N-terminal amino-acid acetyltransferase activity. NCBI's taxonomy places the organism in Eukaryota, Metazoa, Chordata, Aves, Passeriformes, Passerellidae.